Molecule: messenger RNA, 951 nt
Organism: Malus domestica (apple)
Lineage: Eukaryota; Viridiplantae; Streptophyta; Magnoliopsida; Rosales; Rosaceae
Product: zinc finger protein 8-like
Source: RefSeq, marked provisional
AUGGAACAAGUUCAGUGCUGGGUGUGGCUAAACAGCAGGAAAGAGAAGAUCUUGAACUCAUCAUCAGCACCAUCAAUGAACUCAUCAGCACUCAUGAGUAGUAGCUCAUCAAGAACAUGGGAAGAGAAGGCUUUUGCUGAAGAUGCAGCAGGGCAUGGCCCUCUUGGUGGUUGCAUAUGGCCUCCAAGAUCUUACUCCUGCAGUUUUUGUAUGAGAGAGUUCAGGUCAGCUCAAGCCUUGGGUGGCCACAUGAAUGUCCACAGGAGAGAUAGAGCUAGACUUAAGCAAUGCUUUAACCCUAAUAUUACUGCCACUACACAUGAUCAUCAUCAUGUCCCACAUCAUCAUCGUCAUCAUCAUAUCCAUGAUGUACAUGAUCAUCAUGAUCAUCAUCAACCUAUAGCUUCCUCAGGUCACAAUCUUGACCCUAAUAAUAUCUCGUCAAUAUCAUGUCCUUUUUCUUCACCACGUUCUUCUAGGGUUCCCUCAUCUGCAGCUAAUUUACUAGCUAUUCAAAAGGAGAAUUCAGGUACUGAAGAACCAGCUUUUUUUCUCUCUCCUCUUUCUUCUACUACUACUGCUACCGCAGCUCCAUCUUGGUCAUCAGAUAAUUCAAAACCUGAUGACCAAUUGGAAAAGGAGAAUAUCAGGGAAGACUCCAUAUCCCUUCAAGGUAAUUAUGAUCAUGGCGAUCACUUUAAUGUGGAAACCAACUUGUCGGUGGGCUUGAAUAUUUCGGCUGUCAGCAGAAGCAGAUCACAAGGUGGUUCUUGUGGGGAAGAAGCAAGCAUAAGUUGUAAGAGGCCUAGGAAUACUACUAAUAGAGCUAUUUCUUCAUCAUUUCCAUUUUUUCUACAACCAGAAGUAGAGGUAACUACAGCACUUGCGGCAAGCUCCAUGGAAGAUUUGGAUCUUGAGCUCAGGCUUGGUGACCCUCCCAAGGUGAAAUGA